Messenger RNA from Orycteropus afer afer, 522 nucleotides. NCBI's taxonomy places the organism in Eukaryota, Metazoa, Chordata, Mammalia, Tubulidentata, Orycteropodidae. The record is from RefSeq and is a predicted model, not a curated record.
AUGGAGCUACGGAAUCUCACAGGUGUCUCAGAAUUUAUUCUUCUGGGUGUUUCCGAGGAUCCAAAACUUCAGUCUCUGCUCUUUGGGCUGUUCCUGUCCAUGUACCUGAUCACUCUUUCUGGGAACCUGUUCAUCCUCCUGGCUGUCAGCUCAGAUCCCCACCUCCACACACCCAUGUACUUCUUCCUCUCCAACCUGUCCUUGGCUGACAUUGGUUUCAUCUCCACCACCGUCCCAAAGAUGCUGGUGAACAUACAGACGCAGAGCAAAUCCAUCACUUACGUGGACUGCCUAACACAAAUGUCCUCCUUUUUUCUCUUUGCAUGUCUGGACAGUGUGUUUCUCACUGUGAUGGCCUAUGACCGACUUGUGGCCAUCUGCUACCCUCUGCACUACACAGUCAUCAUGAACCCCCGCCUCUGUGGCUUGCUGGUUUUGGUAUCUAUUUUAUUUAGCCUCUUGUACUCCCAGCUGCCCAUUUCACUGUUGUCACAGGUUACAUUCUGCACAGAUGUGGAAAUC